AGAGAGAGAGAGAGAGAGAGAGAGAGAGAGAGAGAGAGAGAGAGAGAGAGAGACAGACAGACAGACAGAGAGAGAGAGAGCGCGAGAGAGACAGAGAGCGAAAGAGGGAGAGAGAGAGAGAGUGAUUGAAUGGGACAGAUUGGGAGGUGUGAGAACAAGCGAGUGAGUGAGGCAGAGAGAGAGAGAGAGAGAGAGAGAGAGAGAGAGAGAGAGAGAGAGAGAGAGAGAGAGAGAGAGAGAGAGAGGGACAGAGACAGAGAGGAGCAGAGGACAACAACAUAGCAACAGUGGAGGGAGAGCAGACUUAUCAGCAUAGAAAAACACCAAUAAAGACACUAUUCAACGCUACACUGGAUUGGAUCCACACUGGACAACCUAUGUGUGUGUGUGUGUGUGUGUGUGUGUGUGUGUGAGUCAGCCUGGUUGUGACAUUGUGUGAGAGUGUCUGUGUGUGUGAAUGUGUGAGAAACAGAGAGCGGUUGUGUGUGUGAGAGAGGUAAUCCGAAAGAACAUGCGUGUGAGAGACAACCUGUGACUUGUGUGUGAGUAAGGGGUUUGGUGUGUGUGUGUGUGUGUGUGUGUGUGUGUGUGUGUGUGUGUUAUAGACUGUACCCGACUACGAGUCGUACAAUGCAAUGCAGCAUUACUUCUGAAGAGAGGAGACACUGAAGAACGAACACUGCGGGGACACGCUGCUCUUGUGUCAGACACACCACUGUAGUGGACAGCGUCAGAGCCCACGGCUGGAGAGGACAGGACAGGACCUCUUGCCUGGAUAAUACCAUAGGGAUUGUACCAUUUUGGGAAGAUCACAGAGGCGGCAUAGACUAUACAGGUAGAUUGUACACCACUGGGACGACGGGGUGAUUGUGUGUUUUCAGGAUGAAUCUGGACCCGGUUCAGGUGAUGAAGGGGCAGUCUAACCCAAAGGACCCCACGGCUGCCCCUGUAACUGCCUCGUCAAAUGGAGAUGGCAAAGGAGCCUGGGAAGAGAAAGAGGAGUUUGACCAAGGCCACCUGGGUCUCACCACAAAACCCCUACUGGUGUCAUGUCAGAGAAGAGCCCGGAAGGUGGAGGGAGGCAUUUUCUUUCCCAAGCCUGAGAAUGCCGUGACCAUUGCGGUGUCGUCCCGGGUCCUGUUCCGUACUGAGACAGAGCAGAAGGUGUAUGAGCAGAAGGGGGUAGAGGAGUACCUAAGGUAUCAGGAGGAGCACGAGAACGAACCCUUCGCCCCAGGACCAGCCUUCUCCUUCGUCAAGGCGUUGGAGGCGGUGAAUGCCCGUCUGAGAGAACUGUACCCAGAGAGUGAAGAACUGUUUGACAUCGUCCUGGUAACCUAUAACCACGCCCAUGUAGGAGUCAGACUCAUCAAUACCAUCAACCAUCACAAUCUAUUCAUUGAGAGGUUCUGUAUGACGGGAGGAAGUUCACCUAUUGGCUACCUAAAGGCGUGGCAGACCAACCUGUACCUGUCUGCCGAUGCGGAGAAGGUCAGGGAGGCGCUGUCUGAAGGCAUUGCUGCGGCCACCAUGUUCAUGUCCAAUAAACUGACAGAGGUAUCGCAGACGCAGCUGAGAGUGGCCUUCGACGGGGACGCUGUCCUCUUCUCUGACGAAUCAGAACGCAUUUUCAAGGCCCAGGGCCUCGACGGGUUCUUCCAGCACGAGAGAGACAACGAGGACAUUCUAUUGGACCGUGGCCCUCUUAAGGACUUCCUAGCGUCCCUUGGUAAACUCCAGAAGAAGUUCUAUGCUAAGGGUCACCGUCUGGACUGUCCCAUCCGUACCUACCUGGUGACGGCCCGCAGCGCAGCCAGCUCAGGGAUCCGUGCCCUGAAGACCUUGAGAGCCUGGGGCCUGGAGACGGACGAGGCUCUGUUCCUGGCCGGGGCACCCAAGGGCCCGAUGCUGGAGAAGAUUAGGCCCCACAUAUACUUCGAUGACCAGAUGUUCCAUGUGGAAGGGGCAGCGGAGAUGGGCACGGUCGCGGCUCACGUACCCUACGGGAUCGCUCAGAAGCAUCCACAUAAGAAGAGCCUGAACACAGGGAAGUAGAUAGCGGAAGGAGAGAAUACGAGAAAGAUUGAAGAAACUAAGAGGAGAGAGACCUGAGAUUAAAUACUUUUAGAGAGGGAGAUAUAGAGUCUGAUCUUCCCCGGGUCAUUGUCACAAACAAGAAAGGGGUUAUUUUCAGUCAGUGAGCUUCGUAAAAACUAAGGUAGUUCAAUUAAAAAUGAAGACAAUGAAGAAAGUCUGUAAAGUUUUGGUAUUGAAAUACUCCUAAUAGACGAUAAUUUAAUUGUGUUGAUUACAGUAUGUGCUUUUCACCAGAUUUCAGAAGUGUUUGUGUUGUACAUAAGUGGGAUUGUUUCACCUCCUCAGUAUCCUGUGUGUGCAGCCGUUAUAAUCAUCCUUAGGAAUGUGUUAUCAUAAACACUUUGGUUGGCCACGGGAGAGUUCUACAUACCUGAUAUAGAACCAGAGGAGAGUUACAUACCUGAUAUAGAACCAGAGGAGAGUUCUACAUACCUGAUAUAGAACCAGAGGAGAGUUCUACAUACCUGAUAUAGAACCAGAGGAGAGUUCUACAUACCUGAUAUAGAACCAGAGGAGAGUUCUACAUACCUGAUACAGGAACAGAGAGUUCUACAUACCUGAUAUAGAACCAGAGGAGAGUUACAUACCUGAUAUAGAACCAGAGGAGAGUUACAUACCUGAUAUAGAACCAGAGGAGAGUUCUACAUACCUGAUAUAGAACCAGAGGAGAGUUCUACAUACCUGAUAUAGAACCAGAGGAGAGUUACAUACCUGAUAUAGAACCAGAGGAGAGUUCUACAUACCUGAUAUAGAACCAGAGGAGAGUUCUACAUACCUGAUAUAGAACCAGAGGAGAGAUCUACAUACCUGAUACAGGAACAGAGAGUUAUACAUACCUAAUACAGGAACAGAGAGUUCUACAUACCUGAUAUAGAACCAGAGGAGAGUUACAUACCUGACAUAGAACCAGAGGAGAGUUCUACAUACCUGAUAUAUAACCAGAAGAGAGUUACAUACCUGAUAUAGAACCAGAGGAGAGUUCUACAUACCUGAUACAGGAACAGAGAGUUCUACAUACCUGAUAUAGAACCAGAGGAGAGUUACAUACCUGAUAUAGAACCAGAGGAGAGUUACAUACCUGAUAUAGAACCAGAGGAGAGUUCUACAUACCUGACAUAGAACCAGAGGAGAGUUACAUACCUGCUAUAGAACCAGAUGAGAGUUACAUACCUG
This is a messenger RNA of Oncorhynchus keta (chum salmon), 3270 nucleotides long. Its product is annotated as cytosolic 5'-nucleotidase 1A-like. Gene Ontology annotation, biological process: nucleotide metabolic process; adenosine metabolic process. The record is from RefSeq and is a predicted model, not a curated record. NCBI's taxonomy places the organism in Eukaryota, Metazoa, Chordata, Actinopteri, Salmoniformes, Salmonidae. The transcript has 7 exons. Gene Ontology annotation, cellular component: cytosol; cytoplasm. Gene Ontology annotation, molecular function: nucleotide binding; magnesium ion binding; 5'-nucleotidase activity. Bases 883 to 2055 code for a protein of 390 amino acids.